Messenger RNA from Maylandia zebra (zebra mbuna), 4950 nucleotides. It is a transcript of the gene ercc6, whose product is annotated as excision repair cross-complementation group 6. Gene Ontology annotation, molecular function: ATP-dependent activity, acting on DNA; ATP binding. Gene Ontology annotation, cellular component: nucleus. The record is from RefSeq and is a predicted model, not a curated record. Gene Ontology annotation, biological process: transcription-coupled nucleotide-excision repair. Lineage: Eukaryota; Metazoa; Chordata; Actinopteri; Cichliformes; Cichlidae.
CUCAUUGUCACUGUCGCUUUGACGCUGGGCUUAAUGGACCAGAUUUUACUCAAACAGCGAGAAACACUGCUUCACUAUGCCUGUAGACGGUACAGAGGACCAGGUGCCCUCCUCUCUUUCUAGCCCGGCUAGUGCUGCCCUCACCCCGGGAGGAACGGAGGAGGAUGGAGCUACAGGCGGCUCAGCAGUCUGUACUUUCCCUGAAAACAGUCAGGCCCCGGAGGCUGCUGCAGCCUAUCCUGCCAACACUGGACCUGGGGAGGGCAACAGCGCUGGGAAAAGGUCUGGAGCAUUGCUGCAGAUUGACCGACAGCGCAUCCAAGCAGCUUCUGCCAGUUCGGGAGCUGAUGAGCUCCAAGGUCUUGGUGUGGCUGUGUAUGACCAGCACAUACUUGAACAAGGUGUUUUGCAGCAAGUGGACGAGGCGAUCCAGGAGGCCAGUCAGGCUGCUGUUAAAGCUGAAGCCGAGAAGGAGUAUCAGUCUGUGUUGGAUGAUGUCAGGUCUGUUACAGCAUCUUUAAAACAUAUCAACAAGAUUAUUGAGCAGCUUUCUCCUUACGCAGCCUCCAGUAAAGACAUCAGUAGGAAGAUUGAGUCUGUCAAAAGACAGAAAGAAAAUAAGGAGAAACAGCUGAAGAAAGUCAGAGCCAAACAGAAGCGACUUCAAGCCAUUCUGGGAGGAGAGGACACUCAAAGGGUGGAAUUUGAGUUUUUGGCAGAAGAUGAUGGAGAGGAAGAAGCGGGACCAUCCACGUUGGGCAGUAUGCUUAUGCCAUCUCAGGAGACCGAAUGGGAAGAGCUUAUCCGAAAAGGUCACAUGACUCCUUUUGGAACCCGAAUCCAACAGAAGGAGGUAAAGAAGGAGCCACGAAAACUGAUGCUUGCGGAGAACUCUGCUUUUGACCAGUACCUGGCAGACCAGGCCAAGUUGGCUACUGAGAGGAAGAGAGUCCCUCUCCUUAAGAAGAAGAAAAGCUCUGGGGUUGGAACCGGUGGAGAUUCAAGAGAGAAAACCAAAAGAACUGUUUCAUCUUCCAAGGAUAAAAAACUGCGUAAGCGUAUGCGAAAGCUCCAGGUAACUGCUUUAAAGGCCCAUCCUAAGGCCCGGCCCAAGGCUGAGCCACAGCUCCAAAAGCAACGGAGAAAACGUCACACUGAAGGAGAGGAGACAGACAGUGAGGGGUCAGAGUACCUCCCCAGUGAUGAAGGAAUAGAUCCUGACCAAGAGGAGAGAGAAGCCAUGGAGGAGGGCUUUGGAGAUGAUGAUGAAGAGUAUGAGUUGAAACCAUACAAGAGAAAAACCGAAGGGAAAGGGAGGAAAAAAGUAAAGAAAAGUGACAGUGAGGAAGAAUACCACCCUGAAAGUACAGAUGAAGAGGAUGAUGACAAGGGAAAACCGAAAAAAUACAAAGAUGAUGGAGAUCUGGAGUAUUAUAGGCAGCGAAUAAGGAGAUGGAAGCGUCAGCGUCUUCGAGAAAGGGAGGAGAAGAGAGAAAGGGGUGAGGAGCUAACCGAUGACAGCGAUGCAGAAUUUGACGAAGGCUUCAAAGUUCCUGGUUUCCUCUGGAAAAAGCUUUACAAGUACCAGCAGACGGGUGUGCGGUGGAUGUGGGAACUCCACUGUCAGCAGGCAGGGGGCAUCUUGGGGGAUGAGAUGGGAUUGGGUAAAACCAUCCAGGUCAUCAGCUUUCUGGCUGGACUGAGCUACAGCAAACUGAGAACCAGAGGGUCCAACUACAGGUAUGCUGGUCUGGGUCCAACAGUCAUUGUGUGCCCAGCUACAGUCAUGCACCAGUGGGUGAAGGAGUUUCAUACCUGGUGGCCUCUUUUCCGAGUGGCAGUCCUACAUGAAACUGGGUCCUUCACUAGCAACAAGGAAAAGCUCAUUCCAGAAAUAGCAGCAUGUCAUGGUAUCCUUAUCACUUCAUAUUCAGCUGUGAGGAACAUGCAGGAAACCCUACAGCUCUACGACUGGCACUACAUUAUAUUGGACGAGGGUCAUAAGAUCAGGAAUCCAAAUGCUGGAGUUACUGUUGCUUGCAAACAGUUUCGCACUCCUCACAGAUUCAUCCUGUCAGGCUCACCAAUGCAGAACAAUUUGAAGGAGCUGUGGUCUCUGUUUGAUUUUGUGUUCCCCGGCAAACUGGGGACAUUGCCUGUUUUUAUGGAGCAGUUCUCCGUGCCAAUUACUAUGGGUGGAUAUAGUAAUGCAUCUCCUGUACAGGUCCAGACAGCAUUUAAAUGCGCAUGUGUGCUGAGGGACACCAUAAAUCCUUACCUGCUCAGAAGAAUGAAGGCAGACGUCAAGGCUAACCUCUCCUUACCUGACAAAAAUGAACAGGUUCUGUUUUGCAGAUUGACAGCAGAGCAGCGUCAAGUGUAUCAGAGCUUCUUAGAUUCCAAAGAGGUCUACCAAAUACUAAAUGGGGACAUGCAGGUGUUCUCAGGUUUGAUAGCUCUGCGUAAGAUCUGUAACCACCCGGACCUUUUCUCAGGCGGACCCCGGAUACUGAGAGGAAUCCCUGAGGACCAGCUAACUGAAGAGGAACACUUUGGCUUUUGGAAGCGCUCGGGCAAGCUGAUUGUUGUGGAGUCGCUGCUACGUCUCUGGUUCAGACAGGACCACAGAGUCCUGCUCUUCACUCAGUCCAGACAGAUGCUGGACAUCUUGGAGGUGUUUGUAAGGGAGAAUAACUACUCGUACCUGAAAAUGGACGGCACGACUACAAUAUCUUCCCGACAGCCUCUCAUCGCUCGCUACAAUGAGGACAAAUCCAUUUUUAUCUUCUUGUUGACCACUAAAGUCGGAGGUCUGGGAGUCAAUCUGACUGGAGCCAAUAGAGUCAUCAUUUAUGACCCAGACUGGAACCCCAGUACUGACACGCAGGCUCGCGAACGGGCUUGGAGGAUCGGUCAAAAGCAGCAAGUAACAAUCUAUAGACUGCUGACUGCUGGGACCAUUGAAGAGAAAAUCUACCACAGGCAAAUCUUCAAACAGUUCCUAACCAAUCGAGUACUGAAGGAUCCCAAACAGCGACGGUUCUUCAAGUCAAAUGACAUCUAUGAGCUGUUUACUCUAGCUGAUCCAGAUGGAGGUCAGGGAACAGAGACAAGUGCUAUUUUUGCAGGCACAGGUUCUGACAUCAAAGUGCCCAAAAAACCCGAAAAGCCAAAGCCAUCACACAAAGUAAAUCACAGCAGCCAUGCACAUAAACACUCCUCAGCAACCUUCAUUAAUACAGGUACAGACAGCACGCACACUCCUACAUUAAGGGCCGGAAGUACGUCUCCAUGCAGUAAAAACUCUCAGGGUAAACAAAAUGUCCCGAUAGACAGUCCAAGCACCAACCAGGAUGCUGUAGAUAUAGCGCCUGCGGGACAAAAUAAAAACAGCGACUGUGAUGCAGCCAAACCAGACACAAAUACCUCAAACUCAGCCAGUUUUCACCAGCACAGAGACAAAAACUCUGCCCGGACCAGCCCACAGAAACACAGGGAGAAGAGGAAACACUGUGACUCGGACGACUUGAACAAACGCAAACAUAAGAAACACAAGCGCUCCCGGGAUGCUCGAUUCGAAGGCCACCGCAUCUCUCAUUUGGUAAAGAAAAGAACAUUUAAGAAAUCCGAGAGCGAAGACAAUGCAGCAGAGGACCAGAAGAAAUCAGACGAUUAUGUCUUGGCAAAGCUGUUCAAGAAAUCUGGUAUUCACAGUGUGAUGCAGCAUGACACCAUCAUAGAGUCUUCCAAUCCUGACUAUGUUCUUGUGGAAGCAGAAGCCAAUAAGGUGGCUCAAGAUGCCCUUAAAGCUCUUAAAAUUUCCCGGCAGCAGUGCAGACUGCGCUUCAAAACUCCUCCUGCCCCUGCAAAGAAACGCUUUGGACAAAAGAAGAAUUCUCUCUUAGCUACACCUUCUGUUCAGUCUGUUCCCACUUCAACCAAAUGCAAGGAUGCUGCUAUUAUAAAGAAGUCUGUGUCAAAGAAACCAGGUUCGGGAGCUCAUUUUAGCGGGGAGGGUGCAGAAAGUGACUUGAAUUCCACCCCGCUGUCAUCCUCCUCUCUGCUGGCCCGGAUGAAGGCCCGUAAUCACCUCAGCAUGCCCUCCAGGGGAGAAGAACCAGAAGAGGAGGAGGAGGAUGCCUCGGGAGCUGCAGGGAGUCUUCCUGCUGCUCCGCCCACUGAGCACGAUGAGCUGUUGGUGGAUCUGCGCAACUUUGUAGCCUUCCAGGCGAGUGUGGACGGACAAGCCACCACCCAGGAAGUGCUCGAGUAUUUCAAACCGAGACUGACCCAGGAACAGGCUCCUGUCUUCAGAGAACUACUCAGGAGUAUCUGUGACUUUCAUAGGACCUCUGGUCAGGAGGGCAUCUGGAGACUCAAAGAGAGCUUUCGCUGAGGGAAGAACAUUUAAACACCCCUUCAAGCUCAAGCUUACAGUUGUUGUCUUGCAACCUUCUUGUUGCUUGCGUUCAGGAAAGACAUUUUGCCGUACAGUCUUGGGUUACCUAAUGAAAUCAUAAUUAGUUAAGCAAGUCUUGAAGGUAGUUUCUGUGAUUGAGUUUGGCAGUUGUUCUGUUCUUUUUUUCAUUGUUGCUUGUACCUGGUAAUACUUGAAUUCAUUUAUUUUGAUUUGACUAAAACGGUGUAAUAUCAUAUUCAGAUAUGCGUUUACUCUCAAACUUUGUUCUUCAAAAACCUCAGCGAUGUCAGAUUAUACCAACUUUCUGUUAAGUUUAAGAAUAGGGUGCCAUUUUAUACCUCACUAAAGGUUUUUGUAGAUUUUAUAAUAAACUUUCUUGUACACUGUAGGGGUUUUUGGUCACUUCAAAACAAAUUAAUAUUGCCUCUCCGUUGUUUGCAGGCAUUUUAAAAACGGUGUUUUAUAUUAAAAAAAUAAAUGCAAUUCCAUAUCUUGCAUGUACUGUAUGCAAUAAAUCUGAUGGCUGCUUU